GUAAAGUGGGGACGGAGAGCGUUGAACGUGUGUCCACCGUGUCGCGACUUACCGCAAUUUCGAUCGCUGCCGGCGUAUAUAUUUGUGAUAACUGAACAUUUUAAUUUAAAACUUUACGUAAAAACCAAAAUAAGAAUUAGCUUCAUGAAAAAAAUUCAGUGGUGGCAAACGUGUUUAUUAUUAUAAGUUGAAUAUUUUAACCUAUUUGAACGGAUGCGCAAAAUAUAUGAAUAAAAUAUCGCGUGCAAUAAAUAGUACAUUUUAGUCGCAUUUCCUCGCACGUUAUCAGCAGCUGGUUUGUGGUGAAUCGACUUCACACUUUAUUAGGACAAGGCUAUGGUGUUUUUCAUAGCACGUGGUAUUUGCCGCGGUAUCCUAAAGUAAUAUUUAAGUCAAUGAAUGUGAUGCAAUGUUUGCAUGACGAAAGAUCAGACAUUCCGUAACAGAGCAGGGGAUAUUUAUCCCAAACUUGAAGGAUUUAGAACUGAGUUUGUGUGUCAAUUCAGUAUUAAUAAUUACCGUUAACAUUUGAGUAAUUAAUUAGAUUAAUCAAAAAUGACGAAAGUAUCCGCUGCAGAAGGGUUGACGCCGAAGGCUAUGGAGGUUGGUGAAAGCGGGGAAUCGGUGGAAGGGGAAUCGUCUGAAGGAGUUCGGUUGAAGAAAGAAUUGAGUCUAUUGAAUGGCGUGGCGAUCAUUGUAGGAGUGAUCGUGGGGUCCGGGAUCUUUGUGUCCCCCAGACUGGCCUUGAAGUUCGCUGGUUCAAAAGGCAUGGCGCUUAUUGUAUGGGUACUCUCCGGAUUUCUAUCGAUGAUUGGAGCUCUAUGCUAUGCAGAGUUAGGUACAAUGAUCCCUAAGUCCGGUGGUGACUAUGCGUACAUCAGCGAGGCUUUCGGGGACCUGCCCGCGUUCCUCUACCUCUGGGGCGCGCUGUUCAUCCUGGUGCCGACGGGAAAUGCCAUUACGGCGUUGACCUUCGCCCAGAAUAUCCUCCAACCGCUGACUCCUCACUGUGAACCGCCCAAGGACGCUGUGAGCCUCAUCGCUGCCAUUGUUACAUGUUUUCUCACCGCCCUGAACUGCUACAACGUGAAAUGGGUCACGCGGGUCCAAGAUUCCUUUACAGCAGCAAAGAUAUUGGCCUUGCUGGUUACAUUCUUCGCAAGUUUGUGGUAUUUGUUUUCGGGCCAUACGAAAAACUUGGAAAACAUAAUGGAGGGCACUAUAACAGAUCCAGGACAAAUUGCCAUUGCAUUUUACACUGGACUUUUUUCAUAUUCUGGCUGGAACUAUCUUAACUUCGUUACGGAAGAACUAAAGGACCCUUAUAAAAACCUACCUCGCGCCAUUUGCAUCUCCAUGCCAGUAGUGACGCUAGUUUAUGCGCUCACCAACGUCGCCUACUUCGCUGUGCUCGAAAAAAAUGAGAUAAUGGCUUCAGAAGCUGUUGCCGUUACAUUCAGCGUCAAGAUCCUGGGUGUCUUUUCCUGGAUCAUGCCUCUCUUCGUGGCUUUGUGCACCUUCGGAUCUCUCAAUGGUGCUAUUUACACCUCGUCCAGGCUUUUCUUCGUGGGAGCUAGGAAUGGACAUUUACCGGUGGCGAUUUCCCUCAUUGAUGUAAAAAGGCUGACUCCGGUGCCUUCCCUUAUUUUUAUGUGUUUGGUGACAUUGCUGCUGCUGAUGUUGAACGACGUGGAAGCCCUCAUGGUGUACGUGACCGCAGUUGAAGCCAUAUUCAUAUUUUGUUCAGUAUCUGGCCUCUUAUGGAUGCGAUACACUCGGCCGAAGUUGAUGCGGCCAAUCCGAGUCAAUUUAAUUUUACCAAUAACAUUCCUGAUCGUUUGUACAUUCCUUGUUGUAUGUUCGUGCUUUACAUGCCCAAAGGAAGUAGGUAUCGGAGUAGCGUUUAUAGCUCUUGGAGUACCCAUCUUUUACGUAUUCGUUAUGUGGAAGGAUAAACCUAGUUGGAUGCUCAAAUUUUGUGACAAUUUCAACCUCACUUGCUCAAAAAUGUUUUUAAGCUUACCCGAGAAUUCUAAAGAAUUAUGAUUUGUAAUGAUCUGACCAAAAUUUAGUGGUUAUAUUCUCUUUGGAUCUGACCUUCGAUUUUUUGACGUGUGUAAUUUUCGCUGAUUAUACCCUGGCAUAAUAUAAAAAAUACACCAUCAUCUUUUCAUACUUAAGUUGAAUCGAACCAAUUAAGACUGGCGCGAAAUUCAUACCGUGUGUGCGUUAUCAUAUCCUUUAAGUUUAUUUUAUAUCAUGUCAGUGUGUUUAUGUUAAAGAUUUAAAUUAUUAGUAACUAACUACGACCCGUGACAUCGAUUGGAUUUGUUACGGAUUUUUUUUAAUUCAGGAUAAUGUUUGUUAUUCUGAUGUUAAUAAAUAAUUAUUAUGUUCGUCCUCAGUUAUGUCUGUGAAAAAAAUUAGUCAGGAUUGGUUUAGGUGUUAAUAGUAUUAUAUGUUACUAUAUUCACAGGAUGUAGAAGUUGCAGACAUCUAUAUGUGCCAAAUUUCAUUAAGAUUGGUGCAGUAGUCCUUGAACUGACCGUAGGUAACAAACAAACAAACGUUUACGCAUUUAUUAUAUUAGUGUUAGAACUAUGAUGCUUUGUAAUGUGUGAGGUCACUCAUUUGAAAUUUUAAAAUUAAGGCGAGGUCUAACGAUUUAAAUCUUUGAUUCAUGUUAUUUAUUGGACGCCUGUAAGCGUUAUGACGUUAAGAUCUUUUUGUCAAUGACUCGAAUAAAGCAUUACGUUUAAAAUAAUAUUAAGUUUGUAUUAGACUUGGAAAUUAUAAUAAAUUUCGUAUAUACAGAA
Messenger RNA from Pararge aegeria (speckled wood butterfly), 2816 nucleotides. RefSeq names its product large neutral amino acids transporter small subunit 1 (gene mnd). Bases 556 to 2046 code for a protein of 496 amino acids. Gene Ontology annotation, molecular function: L-amino acid transmembrane transporter activity. The transcript is spliced from 5 exons. NCBI's taxonomy places the organism in Eukaryota, Metazoa, Arthropoda, Insecta, Lepidoptera, Nymphalidae. Gene Ontology annotation, cellular component: membrane. The record is from RefSeq and is a predicted model, not a curated record. Gene Ontology annotation, biological process: amino acid transmembrane transport.